This is a messenger RNA of Opisthorchis viverrini, 180 nucleotides long. RefSeq lists its product as hypothetical. The coding region runs from base 1 to 180 and encodes 59 amino acids. The record is from RefSeq and is a predicted model, not a curated record. The transcript has a single exon. NCBI's taxonomy places the organism in Eukaryota, Metazoa, Platyhelminthes, Trematoda, Opisthorchiida, Opisthorchiidae.
AUGGCUUGCAAAAUAGAAACCGAACUCGGUAACUUUAGUCAGCCUUACACAAGAGCUCUAGAGUUUGACUUGAAUGAUGUGGUUCAGCGUCUGCCACCCUAUCCCCGGAAAUUGGAGGCACCCAUGAAUCAAGCAGUCUGGAUGGUUGACUAUCUUUCCAGUUGGCCAGGCUCCCUGUAA